AUGCUGAUCGGGCUCGGCUCUCUCCUCCACCGCUCACCGCUGCUCGCCAGGAUGGUCCUUGCCCUGCUCAGACGCGAGUCGCUCGACUGGGCGACCGACUGCCCGCUCACGACCCUCGUCCUCGCCCUCGUCGGCGCGGGAUGGCUCGGGAGCUACGUCCUCAGCUUUGCCAGGAUGCUCGUCGACCUCGCCCGCCCCGGCAUCCCUCUCAAGCGUUUCGGCGCCAACAAGGGCGCAUGGGCCGCACGAACUGACUCGUGUCCCGCAGUCGUGACGGGCGCAACCGCCGGCAUCGGCCGCGACUUUGCCCUGCAGCUCGCCGGCGCCGGCUUCAACGUCUUCCUCGCGAGCCGCACCACCAGCAAGCUCGACGAGAUUGCGCAGGAGAUCACCGCCAAGUACCCGUCGGUCAAGACGCAGGUCCACGCCAUCGACUUCUCGGACGCCAAGGCCGACUAUGCCGCGCUCAAGACGGCCCUCGACCCGCUCGAUGUCGGUGUCCUCGUCAACAACGUCGGCAAGAGCUACGACGAGCCGACUUUCUUCCAGGACCUCCCUGACCAGGACAUGAUCGACAUCGUCGAAAUCAACGUCAACGCCGCGCUCAAGGUGACCAAGAUCGUCGUGCCUGGCAUGGUCUCGCGCAAGCGUGGCCUGAUCCUCAACGUCGGCUCGUUCGCGUCGCUCAUCCCGUCGCCGCUCCUCGCCGUCUACUCGGGCAGCAAGGCGUUCCUCUCGACUUGGUCGCAGGCGCUCGGCAGCGAGCUCAAGGGCACCGGCGUCGAGGUCGAGCUCCUCAACACGUACUUUGUCGUCUCGAAGCUCAGCAAGAUCCGCCGCAGCUCGUGGAUGAUCCCGACGCCCAAGACCUAUGUCCGUUCGGUCCUCUCGCACAUCGGCGUCCAGGGCGGCGCCGUCGGCCAGCCGCACAUCUCGACGCCCUACCACGGUCACGCUCCUGUCCAGUGGGUCGUCGACCACUUCAUGUCGGCCGGCUUCUGGCUCAACUACAACCGCAAGCUGCACCUCGACAUCCGCCGUCGUGCCCUGCGCAAGCGCGAGCGCGAGGCGGCCAAGGCGGUCAAGGCCGAGUAG
This is a messenger RNA of Rhodotorula graminis WP1, 1095 nucleotides long. RefSeq lists its product as uncharacterized. Gene Ontology annotation, biological process: fatty acid elongation. Lineage: Eukaryota; Fungi; Basidiomycota; Microbotryomycetes; Sporidiobolales; Sporidiobolaceae. The coding region runs from base 1 to 1095 and encodes 364 amino acids. Gene Ontology annotation, molecular function: ketoreductase activity. Gene Ontology annotation, cellular component: endoplasmic reticulum. The record is from RefSeq and is a predicted model, not a curated record. The transcript has 10 exons.